Molecule: messenger RNA, 967 nt
Organism: Zingiber officinale
Lineage: Eukaryota; Viridiplantae; Streptophyta; Magnoliopsida; Zingiberales; Zingiberaceae
Product: nodulin homeobox-like
Exons: 3
Coding region: 1-720 (239 amino acids)
Biological process (GO): flower development
Molecular function (GO): single-stranded DNA binding
Source: RefSeq, a predicted model, not a curated record
AUGGGAGAGAAGAAGAAGCUGAAGGUAGAAGAAAUGCUUUGCUUCGGUGUGAUUUCAGAAGGAACGGAGGAAGUGUAUUUAUACACUUCGAAACAGCGCACGCACCAAAGUGGCUCUGAAAUUACAGCAUCUCAGCUAAAGAAUUGGGUAAACAAUAGGAAAGCUAAGCUUGCCCGAGCUGCAAGAGAGGCCCGUGCUCCAUCCGAAGGGGAUAUUUCCUACCCAGACAAGUCGAGCGGUCCAUGCUCUUCUCAUUUUUGUGAUUCCCCUGAGAGCCCCACUGAAGAAAACUAUGCUGCCCCCGGUAGAGGAAUCUCACACCAAACCAUUUCCAGAACAGGUAGCAUAGAAACAAGAUCAGCCAGAUGCGAGGAUAUGGACAUGAGUACACCAACUGAUUUUGUCCACAGGUCUCAGCUAAAUCAAGCGCCCUUGAGAUCUCAUUUGUUCGAACCAGGUCAGUUGGUUUCAAUGGAAGAUGCCGAAGGUAACUUGGUUGGCAAAGGACAGAUCAUUCAGGUGGAAGGUAGAUGGCAUGGGAAGAGCUUAGAAGAAAGUGGCAUAUGCAUUGUGGAUGUUACAGAGCUCAAAGUUGAGAAAUGGAAGGAGGUGCAACACCCUUCCGAUGCAGCGGGACAUACUUUCGAGGAGGCCAUGGCGAAAAACAGCGGCACUAUGUGGGUGGCCUGGGAUGCAGCAAGGCUUGCUCUGUUGCCUUAGCAAAUAACAUCUCUGCCAAAAGAUAGAAGCGCAGGAAGAUAACAAAGCUGAUGAUUUAGAUUAAAGUUGUUUCAGAUAAUCGAAUUCUGUUACCUAAAAUGCAAAUGCUCUUGUCGAACCGAAUUCUAAUAUGUAUUUUCUGCAAGUAUUUUGUCAACCAUCCAUUUUGCUUGGCUUUUCAAGUUUGGGUUCGACAAUAACCUUUCAAGUUGAACAAGUAGUGGUAUACUUCUCAUUCUCUUCCUAA